AUGGGCCAGAUGGUUUCGGAUGAUAAAUUCGAAGAAGAGGCUGCUCGCAAUGGUGGGAUCAUCAAGAAUGGAAGGGAAAUCUUAUUCCAGGCUUUUAACUGGGAAUCCAAUAAGCAAAACUGGUGGAGUAAGUUAGAGGAUAAAGCAACUGAUCUGGCAGAAUCUGGGUUUACAUCAGCAUGGCUUCCUCCACCAACUCAGUCAUUAUCUCGAGAAGGCUAUCUACCACAGAACCUGUACUGCCUUGACUCUUGUUAUGGUUCUCUGUCAGAGCUGAAAUCAUUGCUUCAUAAAAUGCAUGAGCAUAAUCUAAGGGCUAUGGCAGAUGUUGUUAUCAACCACCGAAUUGGGACUACUCAAGGAUCCAAUGGCAUGUAUAAUCGCUAUGAUGGCAUCCCAAUAUCAUGGGAUGAACAUGCUGUUACAUCUUGUUCUGGUGGGAAGGGAAACAAGAGCACUGGGGAUAACUUUGAUGGGGUUCCCAACAUAGAUCAUACACAGACAUUUGUACGGAAAGAUAUUAUUGAAUGGCUGAUCUGGCUCCGGAGAUCUGUUGGUUUUCAAGAUUUUCGCUUUGAUUUCACGAAAGGUUAUGCAGCAAAGUUUGUGAAAGAAUACAUUGAGGAAUCAAAACCUCUUUUUGCAGUUGGAGAAUACUGGGAUAGCUGUGAAUAUAGCCCCCCUGAUUACCGAUUGAACUACAAUCAGGAUAACCACAGACAGAGGAUCAUUAAUUGGAUAGAUAGCACUGGAGGACUUUGUGCUGCAUUUGAUUUCACAACAAAGGGUAUUCUUCAGGAAGCUGUCAAAGGAGAGUUGUGGCGGUUGCGAGAUCCGGAAGGAAAGCCACCUGGUGUGAUGGGAUGGUGGCCUUCAAGAUCAGUUACAUUUAUUGAAAAUCAUGACACAGGGUCAACUCAGGGUCAUUGGCCUUUUCCAUCUGAUCAUAUCAUGGAGGGAUAUGCCUAUAUACUCACCCACCCUGGCAUCCCUGCGGUGUUCUAUGAUCACUUCUAUGACCAGGGAUCAUCUCUCCAUGACGAAAUUGCCAAACUGAUGCAAAUCAGAAAAUGCCAAGACAUACAUAGCCGUUCGUCAGUCAAAAUAUUGGAGGCGAAGUCAGACCUGUACUCUGCAAUCAUCGAUGAGAAGUUGUGCAUGAAGAUCGGAGAUGGGUCAUGGUGCCCAAGCGAGCCAGAGUGGAGGCUGGCGGCCUCUGGAGACAGAUAUGCUGUGUGGCACAAGUAAAGCAUUCUGGUGGCAUCGAUACGCUCUCCUAAACAGGAGUAAUCACCCUGUUAACUGAAGAACACCACGGGAAACAUGUCUAAAAUGAAGACUUGUAGAUUAACCUGCUCAGAAACACAGUGGCGCACGUGUUUGUCAUGGUAGAUGGCAAACGUCUACUGUAAAUUAGAAAUAAUUGAGAUGAUGCGGCUAUCAUAAGUGAAUUGCUGCUAGUGGGAUUACCUGUAUAAGAAUAUAUACGUAGGGUGCAUAUUGUCUGUGGAUUAUUUGAUUCUAGAACUAGAAAUUUGAAUUAUUGUCAGAGAA
Panicum hallii is the source of this 1554-nucleotide messenger RNA. Its product is annotated as probable alpha-amylase 2. NCBI's taxonomy places the organism in Eukaryota, Viridiplantae, Streptophyta, Magnoliopsida, Poales, Poaceae. The transcript has 12 exons. Gene Ontology annotation, molecular function: calcium ion binding; alpha-amylase activity. Gene Ontology annotation, biological process: carbohydrate metabolic process. The record is from RefSeq and is a predicted model, not a curated record. The coding region runs from base 1 to 1248 and encodes 415 amino acids.